CCAGUUCUGCCUCUGACGCCUCAUUCCAGCCAUCCCUCUGCCUGCCAUGACAGCUUCCCGCCACCCUAGCCACAGUCCCACCCGGGGGCCUUGGGCCCCGGACAUGUGGUGAUCUCAGUGCAAGGGUUGCGGCGACCACCCAGAAUCUUAUCAGGAACACAUCUUCCUGCCCCACCUGUGUGUCUCCAGCCAUGAACGUCUACCCCAAGGAGAUGGUGCCUCUCAUGAGCAGGAGAGUCGCUGCCCCUGGUGGGAACCCUGCCGUCCUACCAGAGAAGAGGCCGGCAGAGACCACCCCCACAAAGAAGAGUGCACACUUCUUCCUGGAGAUAGAGGGGUUCGAGCCCAACCCCACGGUGGCCAAGACCUCUCCCCCUGUCUUCUCCAAGCCCAUGGACUCCAACAUCCGGCAGUGCAUCUCUGGCAACUGUGAUGACAUGGACUCCCCUCAGUCUCCUCAGGAUGAUGUGACAGAGACCCCAUCCAAUCCCAACAGCCCCAGUGCACACCAGGCGAGGGAAGCGCAGAGGAGGCGGAAGCGGCGGCUGAAGAAACGCAUCUUCGAAGCGGUGUCUGAGGGCUGCGUGGACGAGCUGCUGGAGCUGCUGGUGGAGCUGCAGGAGGUUUGCAAGCGGCGCCGAAACCAGGACGUGCCUGACUUCCUUAUGCACAAGCUGACGGCCUCAGACACGGGGAAGACCUGCCUGAUGAAGGCCUUGUUAAACAUCAACCCGAACACCAAGGAGAUAGUGCGGAUCCUGCUUGCCUUUGCUGAAGAGAACGACAUGCUGGGCAGGCUCAUCAAUGCCGAGUACACAGAGGAGGCCUACGAAGGGCAGACGGCGCUGAACAUCGCCAUCGAGCGGCGGCAGGGUGACAUCACGGCGCUGCUCAUUGCUGCCGGCGCCGACGUCAACGCCCACGCCAAGGGGGCCUUCUUCAACCCCAAGAACCAGCACGAGGGCUUCUACUUCGGCGAGACGCCCCUGGCCCUGGCGGCGUGCACCAACCAGCCCGAGAUCGUGGAGCUGCUGAUGGAGCACGAGCACACCGACAUCGCCUCCCAGGACUCGCGGGGCAACAACAUCCUCCACGCCCUGGUGACCGUGGCCGAGGACUUCCAGACGCAGAACGACUUCGUGAAGCGCAUGUACGACACGAUUCUGCGGCGCAGCAGCAGCUGGGAGCUGGAGACCACACGCAACAACGACGGCCUCACGCCACUGCAGCUGGCGGCCAAGCUGGGCAAGGCCGAGAUCCUGAAGUACAUCCUGAGUCGUGAAAUCAAGGAGAAGCGGCUCCGAAGCCUGUCCAGGAAGUUCACGGACUGGGCGUACGGACCUGUGUCGUCCUCCCUGUACGACCUCACCAACGUGGACACCACCACAGACAACUCAGUGCUGGAAAUCACUGUCUACAACACCAACAUCGACAACCGGCACGAGAUGCUGACUCUGGAGCCGCUGCACACGCUGCUGCGAAUGAAGUGGAAGAAGUUUGCCCAGUACAUGUUCUUUCUGUCCUUCUGCUUCUACUUCUCCUACAACAUCACCCUGACCCUCGUCUCAUACUACCGACCCCGGGAGGAGGAGGCCCUCCCGCACCCCUUGGCCCUGACCCACAAGAUGGGGUGGCUGCAGCUCUUGGGGAGGAUGUUUGUGCUCAUCUGGGCCACGUGCAUCUCUGUGAAAGAGGGCAUUGCGAUCUUCCUGCUGAGACCCUCGGAUCUGCAGUCCAUCCUCUCAGAUGCCUGGUUUCACUUUGUCUUUUUUAUCCAAGCUGUGCUUGUGAUACUGUCUGUCUUCUUGUACUUGUUUGCCUACAAAGAGUACCUCGCCUGCCUCGUGCUGGCCAUGGCCCUGGGCUGGGCGAACAUGCUCUACUACACGCGGGGAUUCCAGUCCAUGGGCAUGUACAGCGUCAUGAUCCAGAAGGUCAUUUUGCAUGACGUUCUGAAGUUCUUGUUCGUAUAUAUAGUUUUUUUGCUUGGAUUUGGAGUAGCCCUGGCCUCGCUGAUCGAGAAGUGUCCCAAAGACAACAAAGACUGCAGCUCCUAUGGCAGCUUCAGCGACGCAGUUCUGGAACUCUUCAAGCUCACCAUAGGCCUGGGUGACCUGAACAUCCAGCAGAACUCCAAGUAUCCCAUUCUCUUUCUGUUCCUACUCAUCACCUACGUCAUCCUCACCUUCGUUCUGCUCCUCAACAUGCUCAUUGCCUUGAUGGGAGAGACUGUGGAGAAUGUCUCCAAGGAGAGCGAGCGCAUUUGGCGCCUGCAGAGAGCCAGGACCAUCUUGGAAUUUGAGAAAAUGUUACCGGAAUGGCUGAGGAGGAGAUUUCGGAUGGGGGAGAUGUGUAAAGUGGCCGAGGAAGAUUUCCGACUGUGUUUGCGGAUCAAUGAGGUGAAGUGGACUGAAUGGAAAACACACGUCUCCUUCCUUAACGAAGACCCGGGGCCUGGAAGGCGAACAGAUGGAGUCUGUCUGUCACCCUGGCCAAAGUGCAGUGGUGCAGUCUUGGCUCACUGCAACCUCUGCCUCCUGGAUUCAAGGGAUUCUCCUACCUCAACCUCCUUGAGUAGCUGGGCUACAGGUGUGCACCACCACCUCUAGCUAAUUUUUCUUUGUAUUUUUAGUAGAGAUGAGAUUUCACCAUGUUGUUCAGGCUGGUCUUAAACUCUUGACCUCAGGUGAUCCGCCCACCUUAGUCUCCCAAAGUGCUGGGAUUACAGGCGUGAGCCACCGCAUCUGGCCUCUAAAAUAUAUCUUUUUUCAAAAGCAGAUUUCAACAAAAUCCAAGAGUCUUCCAGGAACAAUAGCAAAACCACUCUCAAUGCAUUUGAAGAAAUAGAGGAAUUCCCAGAAACGUCGGUGUAGAAGCAUAACCCAGAGCUGGUGUGCACGUGGGCUGUCUGGUGCUGCAGGCGGAGUCAGGGACUGCUGAGGGCUUUGAGGAGUGGUGGAGCUCUGCUGGCCCAGACACAGAACACACCCUCAUGCUGAGUGGGUGUCUGGACUGAGGGGCAGUUGGCGGUUUGUGCCAGUGGGAAACAGCCUAGAUUUUGUUAUUUGGCAAAGAGCUUGUGUAAACCCUCAGCCAGCCACAGUCUGGAGCCUCGGACACCCCUAAAGUCCUGGGUGAAACCUCUGGUUUUACCAAUUGCAGGUCGGCUUGGCUGGGAGAGGUGGGGGGCGGGGAACAGGCCUUGAGGAGCAGGCUUUCCUCCUGUCAGCUUCCCCUUGUCAGCCCUGGCCCCAGUCCACACAUUCUACCAUCUCACAGGGUUGUCUGAAUUUGUGGGAGACCCUUGAUCCCAUCCCAGAAUGUGCGAGGGACGGAGGUAAGCCUGAUAUCCUGGGAGAGGAGGGGAGUGAGCUUUGGAAAUGACCUUCGGGAGCUCUUCAGGGAAAAAGGAAACCAUCCUUGGAGUGAGCAUCCCCUGAAACCCCAAGGAUCAAACUGUCGCAAAGGGAGAGAUGUUUUUAGUAGCAUAAUUAACACAGGGUUUUUAUUUUCAGCAUGGAAAAGACAUUUCAGUUAAGAAUGAACAUUGCUACAAUGAAGUAUUGAUUUUGAAAGUGGAGACAGAUUAGUGGCUUUGGGGCUGGAUGUAAGUAUUAUAUAUUUGGCCUUAGGGUUGGCAGAGAAAGACAAAAAGCUUUUCUUCACGCACACAAAAGUCUGCAUAAAACGCGCGGGGCAGGUCCUGCUGGGCCGCCGCAAUCUGGGUGAAAGGGCCUGGCUCUUUUCCUUGUCCCCGCCUUGCAGCAGGGCACGCCACCGCACUGGGAUCCUGGCUUCCGCAGAAGCAUAAAUAGCAGCUGCUCUGUCUCUACCGUAUUAGAGCUCAGCAGUCAGCAUACCUCAGUAGGUCUCAGUGGGGGAAUUUAACAAAAUGCCUGAACUGCUGUGGUACUAAGUAUUUUUUUUUAACUGUGAAUUUUGAAGCUGAAGGGGAAUCUUGUGAGAGAGAAACAUUUGCCAAGACUUUGGGCUUAUUUUUAGGUCCUCAUCCUCUGAUGUCCUCCCUUGGAAAUGACACGGAGUCAGUCUGGGGGCAGAGGGGAAGUGGAGACCGAAGGAUUUUCUGGGUAACUGGGGCCUAAACCGUUAGAAAAUCUCCUCUGCCUCCAUUAUCUGGUGAAAGGAUUCAUGUAAAAAUUACAAAAAUGGUAACAUAAGUUUUAAUGUUAAAUGGCAGAAAUAGAAAUUUGGCCUUUGGAUGACAUGGCAAUUGAUGAGUUACUCUGGUUUAAGGCAGAUUGAGGAGUCCAGGCCUGGCAGUGCAUUUGGGACCAGUUUCUCUGCUCUGGGCCACUCCGUGUGCCAGACUGGCUGAGCAGGUGGAAACUCAGCCUCCGUGCCCCUGAUGGGGCCAGUUGGGGAGAGGUGGUCUGGGGUGUGAGAGGCAUCACAACCCCAGCAGCCCCUGCACUCCCAGCUGACCUAGGGAGGAACCGUGUACUCUUAGCCUCAGUGGUCAGACCAGGCUCUGAGGGGGAACAGGGCUGGGCAUGGGCCCCUGGAGAAGAGAAGAUUGGAGGGGCCUGUCCUGGGGCAGAAGGAGUAGAUUCGUUCUAGAAUGGGCAGAACUACUCAACUGAGGAAGACUUCGGCUCAAUCCAAUCCAGCAACUGGCUCAGAUGUUGGAGAUGUUUAAGCGAAAGCUGGUUGAGCACUUAUGAGGCAUGUUGUUGAAAGUGGUAAUUGGAUGAAGUUUAAGGUCCCUUAGCCUGGAGAGUCUACCAAUCAGAAUUCCACAUGUGGAGUCAGCUACCUGUGUUAAGCCUGAACAGACCUCUUGUUUGAAAGGAAGUGGUUUAGAUCCAUGGUGCCAGGUUCUACACCACAGAGCUAGGAAUUCCAGAACUGCUUUGCUCAGAUAUUAAUGGAUAAAGCCAUACCCACUAAUGGAUAAGGUUAUCUGUUAUGGAUAAAGCCAUAUCCAGAAUUGCUUUGACUCAGAUAUGAAUGGGUAAAGCCAAUGACUGAUUUCUAUUUGCCUAACCUUCCAGCUUUUGUCCAAGUGAGAAAUGGAGAGCCAGAGGGAUCUUUCUCAUCUCACAUCAUGGAGCGCUGCUCUCUGUGGGUCUGGAUGGAAUUUGUUGGCAAGACCCUUUUCUUUUCUUUUCUCUUUUCUUUCUUCCUUCCCUCCUUCCUUCCCUCCCUCCCUCCCUCCUGCCCUCCUUCCCUCCUUCCUUCCUUCCUUCCUUCUCUCUUUCUUCUUUCUUCCUUCCUUCCUUUUUUUUUUUUGACUGAGUUUCGCUCUUGUCACCCAGGCCUGAGUGCAGUGGCGCAUUCUCAGCUCACUGUAACCUCCACAUCCCGGGUUCAAGCAAUUCUCCUGUCUCAGCCUCCCAAGUAGCUGGGAUUACAGGUGCCUGCCACCAUGCCCGGCUAAUUUUUAUAUUUUUUAGUAGAGAUGGGGUUUCACCAGGUUGGCUAGGCUUGUCCUGAACUCCUGACCUCAGGUAAUCCAUCCGCCUUAGCCUCCCAAAGUGCUGGGAUUACAGGUGUGAGCCACGCGCCCAGCCACAAGACCAUUUUCUAUACUGGAGAUUUUUCCCAACAGUGUCCACCCCAAAAGGCUUUCAUCCAAAAGGUCUGAGCCUAGGAAAGUUCACCAAGGCAGAAGGAAGCAAUGAGUCAAGAAGCAUCAGCAUCAGAAGGACCACUUCCUUCACUUCACUCCCAGAGACUCACACUCCGAGAGGAGCGUGUACCUGUGCAGAGUCGGGCAGGAAGUCCUGUCAGCACUGUGAAAGCUGGAGUGUCCUGAUUCUCGGACCACAGAUGCCUCCCUGAGCCAUUAUUUAUUUUUUAAAAGCACCAUUAUUCCAUAAUGUUGAGUCCUUCUUUGUGGUUGGCAUAUGCUGGAGGGAGGACUAUUUUCUCAGAUGUCUCAUUUGGCAGUCCACAUUGUCCCUAUGCUCCCCAUGACUGGUUGAAAAUUUCAGUGUGCCCACAGGGGUGUGCAAAACCACACACACUGCACACCUAAACACACACAACCAUCACCCCACCCCCACACAUGCCCACACCCAUACAGCCACCCACCCACACCCUGUGCCCCCAAACACACCCACGCAUACACACCCAUACACCCACACACACCCCAAACACACCCACGCAUAUACACCCACACACCCCCAGACACACCCACGCAUACACACCCAUAUACCCACACACACCCCAAACACACCCACCCAUACACCCACACACACCCCAAACACACCCACACAUACCCACACACCCCCCAAACACACCCACGCAUACACACCCACACCCCUCCCCCCACAUACACCCACAGACACACCCAUUGAAGUCCCAUCAGGACUUCUGAAAAACUCCGUGAUUAACAUUUCAUUAAUUUCAGGGGAAGGCAUUUUCCAGGGAUGGAAUCUCCCAGGCUCAGAUAGUGCCUUUGGCUGCAAAUGCCCUGUUAGCUAAACAUUUCCUCAGGAAAAUUUCCUUAUUCUAGAUGUUAUGUGAUAUAUCUGUUUGGAAUUCAGGGUGCUUAGCCUUCCUUCCAGGGACGUGGGAGAAGCGGCCGGAGGUUGUACUGUGAAGUCAUUCAGCUCUGGAAGGCUCCUGCCUGAGAGAGCCCAGUGUUACUGAUGUUCCUUUCCUUCCUCAAGGCCUGGUGACCUGUGUCCUUUUGCUCUGGGCAGGGCCCGGGUAGAUGGGCCGUUGUCUGGGCCUGUAAACUGUACUUGACUUCUGCAUUGAUUUACAUACUUUUUACUGUGAUCUUGCUUCCUCACACAGAAUUGUCACCCCAAUCCCCUUGAAUGAGCUGGAUACUUGUCAAUUCUACUUGAAUGACUUGUUCUUAGUGUUGUGUGUGUGUGAAACUCUGUGUUCAAGAAAGAAAUCAUAAAAAGAGUAAGAACAUUUUUGUGCCAUUGAAGAAAUGGUGUUUUGAUUUCUAAUAAAUAUUUAUUUUGCUUCUUA
Messenger RNA from Callithrix jacchus (white-tufted-ear marmoset), 6951 nucleotides. RefSeq names its product transient receptor potential cation channel subfamily V member 3 (gene TRPV3). Gene Ontology annotation, molecular function: calcium channel activity; protein binding. Gene Ontology annotation, biological process: calcium ion import across plasma membrane; actin filament organization; osmosensory signaling pathway. Gene Ontology annotation, cellular component: cilium; plasma membrane. The record is from RefSeq and is a predicted model, not a curated record. NCBI's taxonomy places the organism in Eukaryota, Metazoa, Chordata, Mammalia, Primates, Cebidae.